CCUGCCUGACGCUGAGGAUGCACUGAAUUUUUAUGCUGGCUGUAGAACCUUCAGUUAGAGACCUACUCUAACCAAUCAGGCAAAGAAAGCAGCAAACCCAGGUUUUAUCAUCACAGAUCACCCUCAUUAAUCCAGCAAGCUUUUUCCUGAAGACAAAGGACCAAAUGAAUUGCUUCAUUGAAGCUGCCUGAGUGGCAUGCUAAUGCAGGGAGGUGGAAGACAUGAAUUAUUCAUGCCCUUGCAAGCCUGAGCUGGCAGAUCGUGGCUUUCCCUGUUCCCAUUGCAACAAGUGGUGGCUGGUCCGGCUGUGCUCAGGCCGUCAAACGUCUCCUCGCAUGUCCCCAGCGAGCUCCGCAAUGCCCGCGGGAGAGGGACAGGCUCCGUGCCUGCGCUGCGCCCGACACAGCCGGCUGGAGUUUCAGGUUAAGCCUCACGCAAAAUGCGCCCAGGGAACGCAGUGUUUUGUGACUCAGAUGUACUUGUCCAUAAACUGCUCUUCCUGGAAGAAAACAGGUUCCUUUGGAGUGACCCAAAGGCCAUGGGGCACUGAUGGUCAGAGGACCUACACAGGCCUUCAGUGCCAGAGUGCUGCAGAGAGGAAAUCAAGCUCUCCCCAGGAAUCCCUGUCAUCACAAAGUACAGCACUGAUUUUCCCAAUAGUCACGCCACAGAUGAUUGGUGAGAAGAAAUCUAAACUGUCUUGGCCUGCUUUGCCUGUGCAGCCCACAUUCCCUCAGCCCAGUGCUAAUCAUAUGAAGCAGUCUUUGGCUAGCCAUGGUUCAGUCAACACAAACAGAGCAUUCAAGAUACUUCCCAGCAGAUUAGAAAUUCAGGUAUCUUUAGAUAAUGCCACGUCUCCGUCGGACUCUCCUCUUGCAGAGGAACAACAGUGUCAAAACCAGCAGAAAGGGUUUGCCUUCAUAACUGUUACGGCCAGGCGUGUUGCUGCAGGAUCCAGCCAUCCAGCAUGUGGACCUGGAGCUGUGCAAGAGACCAAUACCACAUCCCCCAACUCGAGCCAAGUCCCUGCUGCCCUCUGUUGCUGUCUCCCACCAAACCAUGCACACCAACGUGAUGAUUCUUCAUUAAAGAUUUCUGAAUCUUGCUCACAACCAGCACAAAGGCAUUUUUUUGACCCUGGAAAUAAGGAGAGCAGCUUGAGUCUUCAAAGCAGCAAGGGGAGAGAGGAGGUACCACCUGCCUUCACCUCACGUGUCCACUUUCAGGUUUCUCAGCACUGUCCAAAUACCAUCUAUUAUUUAGACAAGUCACUCAAUGUCUGUAUUGACCAACCUGGAAUUAAACGCCAAAGAACAUAUAGAUCAGCGUUGUCCUUCAAUAUAAAUUGCAGUUCGUCUAGAUUAACAGCAGAUGGAGUAGAUGGCAUAGCUAAUGGAGAGCCAAAAGAGAAGAUACAUCAAACAAAGUUCCUAGGAGAAAACAAGACUCCACUCAGAUCGAAGCUGAGUGCAGACUUAACAGGGAACAACGCAGUUAAUAAGACGAAAUCGAAUGAAGGCUACUCGGCGAGUAAAUACCCUUUGCAAAGGCACUUGGACUCUGAUCUUCCAGCGAUUGUGGAUGUACCCAGAAGACCUAAUAGCAUAGCAAUGGAGAAGCAUCAUGCUAAUAAGCAGUCUGGCAGCUAUCACACUGCAUUUUCUCUGCAGCUUCCUAAUUCGAGUAAUGAGGCAGAUACAGCAUCUAGAAAGUCAGUUGCUGCUACUACUGAUGGCUCACUGAAAACAAGAGAUCCCUCCAAAGGCACCUCUAAAUGCAAAGAGUUCCAAGCACAGUGCAUCCUGCAACCAAAAACGUUUCUCUCCAGGAGUAUGUGCAAUAUAAAAGCUUCAUCAAGAAUCCUCUUGGAAGAAAAUGUUCACGAGCAAAACCAGCUCCUAAAAAGUAAUUAUGAAUUCUGUGCUUCAAGUGACAAAUUGAAAGAGUGUGAGGUGGAGGAGGACAAGUGGGAUGGAGCCCACUGGGUAGCACUAUCUAAGGCUUAUCUGCUAGAUGUUCCUCACAAGAAAAAUGACCCACACACUCGGCCAGAAACCAGAAUUCUGCUGGAGAAAACUCCACCAGCCCCAUGGACGCUGCGGGAAGCACUAGAAAUGCACAACCCUCAGUUCAUCUCUCGUUCACAAGAAAGGCUGAAGAGACUUGAACAUAUGGUCCAGCUGAGGAAAGCCCAGCAGAGCAAUGCUCCUGCAAGCAACCAAGGAGGGCUUCUUGCUCGCAAGCUUUCCUCUGCAUCUUCUUCAAGCAAGAAAAAGCAAUACACCAUUCCUCACCCACUCAGUGAUAAUCUCUUCAAACCAAAGGAAAGAUUCAUUCCAGAGAAGGAGAUGCAUAUGAGAUCAAAAAGGAUUUAUGACAAUUUACCUGAGGUGAAAAAGAAGCAAGAAGAAAAGCAGAAAAGGAUUAUCAUCCAGAGCAACAGGCUGCGUGUUGAGAUGUUUAAAAAGCAAUUACUGGACCAGCUUCUUCAAAGGAGCACUGAGUGACAGAGGAUUCUCUUGCCCAUCAUCCUAACGGCUCUUGAAUGCUGUUGACUGCUAGAUAAGCCAUAAAGUUUACUGUUAUCUCACUUACCUGGAGGUAUUUGUCUUGUCUUUUGCUCUUGUAUAUAAAGAAAGGUUGUUUAUAUUUCAACUGAAAUUUUAAGGCAAUUUUUGAGUAAUCAAAGAUAGUCUAAAAGGGAAAACAACUGUUUUGGAGCAUCAGCUUUUGGUCAGUUUACCCAGAGGAAAUCAUUUUAAGAUUUGGUUGGGUUUUUUUUUAACAUAAAUGCUGAAUUACAGUGAUAUUACUUAAUUGUUUAAAAGUACAUAGUCUUUGCAGCAAUACAGCUGGGUUUGUAAGAUCUGGAAAACUUAUUUCUCUGAAGUGUUCUUAUUAAUUGAUUUCCUGUGAGUUAAAUCCUUGCAGUAAAUGAAUAUCAUCAUUUGCUGUGUUUAGAAACCAGCUGAAAUGGGAUUACUACAUAAUCAUAGCAGCAGCAGUUUCACUUUAAUACUUAACAUACCAAAAGGGACCAAUAUUUGAGUUCUCCAAAGGAGUUUAUUCCUGUUUAUAUAACGAAGCUACAUCAUAGGCUUACCUGUUUAAAGAGCAAUAUUUAAACUUUUGAUUGUAACACUGUUUUUCAUGGGUGGGGGGUGGUUGUUUUUUUUAUUGUAAUAUAUGUAUUUUACUUUCUGUAAGCAUUAAGUAUUUAUAGAAAUGGCAUAUUAAGACACGGUGCCAAGAAAUAUGUUUGCAUCAAAACUGCAGAACUAAAACCAUCUGUAAUGUUUCCUCUGAAAAUAUUUAAAGCUUUAUUUGUACAUUUUGGGAGUUAAAAAAACCAAACCCCACCAGCUUACAAACCAAUGGAGUUUAUUUAUGGAAUAAAAUAUGAAGAGAAUAUUAAUCCAA
Molecule: messenger RNA, 3420 nt
Organism: Pogoniulus pusillus (Red-fronted tinkerbird)
Lineage: Eukaryota; Metazoa; Chordata; Aves; Piciformes; Lybiidae
Gene: C6H10orf90
Product: chromosome 6 C10orf90 homolog
Exons: 9
Coding region: 222-2507 (761 amino acids)
Molecular function (GO): microtubule binding
Source: RefSeq, a predicted model, not a curated record